Messenger RNA from Otolemur garnettii (small-eared galago), 1110 nucleotides. RefSeq names its product sulfatase modifying factor 2 (gene SUMF2). Gene Ontology annotation, cellular component: endoplasmic reticulum. The transcript is spliced from 7 exons. NCBI's taxonomy places the organism in Eukaryota, Metazoa, Chordata, Mammalia, Primates, Galagidae. The coding region runs from base 217 to 942 and encodes 241 amino acids. The record is from RefSeq and is a predicted model, not a curated record.
UUGGGGUGGCUAAUGGACCUGUUCUGUAUCUUCAUUAGACACUAACAAGAAUAAAUUUUACCGUAUGUGAAUCAUGUCCUAAUCUAAAAGAAAAUCUUCUCAGGCUUUCAGGUUAAUUCCUUGGUGGUGGUUAAAAUUCCCAGGUGUGUGACUCAUAGGACAAUGAUAUAUUAGAUAUAUUAGGUUUCCUGGAGUAGGAGAGGAUGGUAGUAGGGCAUGGAACUCUUAUCAGCUAACCCAGGUGAAAUAUCUCUUUGCAGGGAUUUUGUCAGGGAGAAAAAGUACCGGACAGAGGCUGAGGUGUUUGGGUGGAGCUUUGUGUUUGAGGACUUAGUCUCCAGUGAGCUAAGAAACAAAGUGACCCAGCAAAUGAAGUCUGUUCUCUGGUGGCUUCCAGUGGAAAAGGCAUUUUGGAGGCAGCCUGCAGGUCCUGGCUCUGGCAUCCGAGAGAGACUGGAACUCCCAGUGGUUCAUGUGAGCUGGAAUGAUGCUCGUGCCUACUGUGCUUGGCGGGGGAAACGACUACCCACCGAGGAAGAGUGGGAGUUUGCUGCCCGAGGGGGCUUGAAGGGUCAGAUUUACCCCUGGGGGAACCGGUUCCAGCCAAACCGCACCAACCUGUGGCAGGGAAAGUUCCCCAAGGGUGACAAAGCUGAGGAUGGCUUCCAUGGAGUCUCCCCAGUGAAUGCCUUCCCUCCACAGAAUAACUAUGGCCUCUAUGACCUCCUGGGCAAUGUGUGGGAGUGGACAGCAUCGCCAUACAAGGCUGCUGGCCAGGACAUGCGUGUCCUUCGCGGGGCAUCCUGGAUCGAUACAGCUGAUGGCUCUGCCAAUCACCGAGCCCGGGUCACCACCAGGAUGGGCAAUACUCCAGAUUCAGCCUCAGACAACCUGGGCUUCCGCUGUGCUUCCAGUACAGGCCGAUCACCUGAGGAGCUGUGAGCAGCCAUGCACAGGGAAGGAGAGUCCUCCAUGGUACCGGUAUCUUUCCCUGGCCAUAUCCCAAACACAGCUAGACUUCAAGCUCUUCAACUUCAGCCUCAAAAAAGAAUUCCUUCCUUGUCUCCUGUCCAUCUGUGGCAGGUGCCUCUCCCUGGGGCAGAAAAGGAC